AUGCACUCUUGGUUCAUACUCUCUGUCUUCAUUGGCUUCGCCACGGCCAUAUGUUAUUUCCCAAGCGGAGGCGAGACGGGCGGCGAGUACAAGCCAUGUGGGACAGACAACACGAACUGGUCAACAUGCUGCCUGGAAGGUGACAUAUGCCUGGAGAAUGGCUUAUGCCAGGAAGUCGAUGGGGAUAGGUACCGCGGGCCCUGUGAUAAUCCAGAAGGGAACGGAUGUUAUCAGGUGUGUAAGGCGGUUUUUGGUCUUGAGUACGUCGAUCGAUGCACUUCGAACCAUUACUGCUGCUUGGGCAACGCCACGAGCUGCUGCAACAAUAAUGCGAGAGAACAGUUCACUGUUUACAACAAGCCGACUAGCCACAUAACAACCACAUCUUCCUCUACCUCUUCGUCUCCCUCAAAACCCGUCGAUACAGCUGAGACUACGACCACCUCUCCAAACCCGCCCAAAUCUGUCCCCGUGGGUGCGAUUGCGGGUGGGGCCGUCGGGGGCAUAGUCGUGCUAGCAGCCGUUGGCGGAAUGAUUUGGGUUUUGCUUCGCCGAAGAAAGCUCAAGCCCAAUGCAAGAGACUAUGACUGGGUCAAGAUGAACCCAGUUGUCGAGAUGGAUUCUGCUCAGGGGGUGGUCGAGAUUGAUCGCAGUGUGAGGAUGCGCCCACUGGUGGAGAUGGAAGAUCAAAUAACUCCAACUACUAUGCAACCCUACUCGCAGUCCACGAUGCGGAAGAAUGUUUUUGAGAUGGAAGCAUGAAGUUUGGUCGGUAUAUGGUUUUUUUAAUAGAACUCUUCGGGGUUGGCUCAAUGUUCAGGCAGAAGUUACCUUGGACUAUACAAAGGCGUAUGAAGUUUGACCACUUCAUAGUACUUCAACCCCAUGACGCUCACACACUUGA
This is a messenger RNA of Ilyonectria robusta, 904 nucleotides long. RefSeq lists its product as uncharacterized. The record is from RefSeq and is a predicted model, not a curated record. The transcript is spliced from 2 exons. Lineage: Eukaryota; Fungi; Ascomycota; Sordariomycetes; Hypocreales; Nectriaceae. Bases 1 to 762 code for a protein of 253 amino acids.